GUCCUGGUUGCAAGGCCCCGCCAACGGCGGUUGCAGGAGCCACCGGGAGCCAUAUCCCCGGGUGUCGUCGUGACCAACCAGGUCAUGGGGGACCCCUCCGCAGGAAUUAGUCGAGUUACUCUCGGCCAUGUUUGGCACCAUUCCGUCAACUGGCGGCUGGUCCUUAGUCAUUUACCGCCAGGAUCUGCUGGAGGUCCUGGAAGCAAGGAGCAGGCAGAUCCCUUUGGUCGUCGGUACUUAGUUGUCGAGAAGAGCCCCUGCUUCAAAUCCAUGGCUGUCCAGUUUGCCAUCAACGAUGCUGGCCUUUGCGAGCUCGGCACCGACCAGAAACACUCAGUGCCGUGA
This is a messenger RNA of Symbiodinium necroappetens, 345 nucleotides long. The record is from the annotation of a GenBank genome assembly. Lineage: Eukaryota; Dinophyceae; Suessiales; Symbiodiniaceae.